Messenger RNA from Amoebophrya sp. A25, 281 nucleotides. The record is from the annotation of a GenBank genome assembly. Lineage: Eukaryota; Dinophyceae; Syndiniales; Amoebophryaceae.
AGCAAAGGUGGUGACACAUCAAGCAUAUCGGAACUAAGAAGUAGUCGACGUGUAGUUCGCCAGCUCGUGGAGGAAGAUGCUACUACACAACGACGAAAGGCCGCACCAGGUGCGUCGGAUGGGACUGUGCUGCGUGGGAAGACGAUGCAUGUGCAUCCAUCUGCGGAUGAAUCUGUAGCAGAUGCUAGCAACCCUUCUAGUAGUGGUGCCCCCAAUGUUGGUAUUUCAUCGCCUCAUACUACAACCCGACAGGGACAGGACUACCUGCAAGACAAUGACGU